AUGCAAUUCACAUCCAGCGUCCUCGUCAGCCUUUUGGCCAUCACCGGCUCGCUUGCCGCACCCACCAAGCGCACUCCCGACGCGGGUAAAUUGGAAGUCCGCCUCGAGGCCGAGACCUUCUUCCUGCACGUUCCUCUCUCCAACUACCAAGCCGACCAGAGAUUCCUCGGCGACCGCUUCACCAGCGUCAACUUCAAGUCCAUCGAGGUCCUCAACGGUGGUCUUGCCACCCCUCGCUGCAAGGUCAUCGACCAGGCCCAGAAGGAGAUCAUCGCCAAGCGCGGCGACAACAUCGAUACCUCCUUCUCUGAUGCCGGCAAGGGCAAGUGGACCUUCAAGGACGGUCCUACUGGUGUCGGAGCGCUCAAGUGCGACCCCGCAUUCACUGCCAACAACCUCAACGUCCAAUUCAUCGCUGCUCCCCCGGCUGGCGAUGCCAAGGUCGCUGUGAACGCUGCCGUUGUCGACCCCACUGCUUCAAGCACCACUACUGCUGCGGCCACCGCUACCAGUGCUCUGUAA
Messenger RNA from Cyphellophora attinorum, 522 nucleotides. RefSeq lists its product as uncharacterized. NCBI's taxonomy places the organism in Eukaryota, Fungi, Ascomycota, Eurotiomycetes, Chaetothyriales, Cyphellophoraceae. The record is from RefSeq and is a predicted model, not a curated record. Bases 1 to 522 code for a protein of 173 amino acids. The transcript has a single exon.